AUGGAUAAAAUCCGAAUGAUAAAGAGUAGGUUAAAAGCAGCACAAGAUAGGCAAAAGAGUUAUGCAGAUUUGAAAAGAAGAGAUAUUGAGUACAAUGUUAGUGAUAAGGUAUUCUUAAAGAUUUCUCCUUGGAAGGGAAUUGUACGCUUUGGUAAGCGUGGAAAGUUAAGUCCUCGGUUUAUAGGUUCUUAUGAGAUUAUAGAGAGGAUCAUACCAGUUGCUUAUCGCUUAGCAUUACCUCCAGAGUUAUCACAAAUCCAUGAUGUCUUUCAAGUAUCCAUGUUAAGAAGAUACAAAAGUGACCCUUCUCAUAUUCUCCAAAAGCAACCAAUCGAGUUGAGAGAAGAUCUAACAUAUGAGGAAGAACUAGUGGAGGUCAUUGAUAGAGAAGAGAAAGUCUUGAGGAACAAAGCAAUUCCUUUUGUUAAAAUUCGUUGGAGCAAUCAUUCAAAGAAAGAAGCUACUUGGGAAAGAGAAGAGGAUAUGCGGGCUCAUAACCCACACUUAUUUGCGCUACCAGGAGAUGACCCAGCUCCUGUUGUAGAUACUAGGGGUGCUCCAGCGGUCUGGGCUUCAUUAGUUUUUAGUACAGCGCUUGAUAUACACAUAGCCUUUGGGGCGUAUAUCAGGUGGUUGCCUUUUGGGGGUAGCUAUGCACAUGUGUAUGACCAGCAUAUUUAUUGCUCUUGGGCUAUUAGUAGUGUCGUCAUAGAGCCCAAGAUGCCAGCAUUACUCUCAGGUUGCUGGAGUUUAUUAUAUGCACCUGAAAUGCAAGCAUUUUCUAUAGGAAAUAUAUUGUAUGAGCGAACAGAGAGUAAAGGAAACGCCACAAGAGGGUCAUCAAAUCUUAGAAACAUGAACAGUGACCUUCCAUUCACCAUUAUUCACUAUGCAUUGACUGUUUAUAUUUCUUGA
Molecule: messenger RNA, 915 nt
Organism: Hevea brasiliensis (rubber tree)
Lineage: Eukaryota; Viridiplantae; Streptophyta; Magnoliopsida; Malpighiales; Euphorbiaceae
Exons: 4
Coding region: 1-915 (304 amino acids)
Source: RefSeq, a predicted model, not a curated record